CUCCUCUUUCUCUCUCUCUCAGUUGCUGGCCUAUAUAUGUAUAUAUAUGUAUCUAUUCAUGAGUACUUGCUCCUCCUGUGAAACUAUAUUCUCUCUCUAGCCUUCAUCAGUAGUACCUGUAAGGGGCAGCGGCUGUGCAGAGGACAUAUUCCCCCAAAGUUAGUUACAUAACGGUUUAUUCUUCCUUCCCAUUUUGCCCUUUCUCUUCUGCCUAAUUUACUCUCCAAUGUCAUUCCCCUUCCCCUGCCAUUAGAUCUUGAAGGAACACGUAACUGUUAACAACAGCCUCUACAGAUGAUUAGCUGGAAAGAUCUCUACACCGUCUUGACGGCGGUGAUUCCUCUUUAUGUGGCCAUGAUCUUGGCCUACGGUUCCGUCCGCUGGUGGAAGAUUUUCAGUCCUGACCAGUGCUCUGGCAUCAACAGAUUCGUUGCCAUCUUCGCUGUCCCUCUCCUCUCCUUCCACUUUAUCUCCACAAAUGAUCCCUACGCCAUGAAUUUCCGCUUCAUCGCUGCGGACACACUGCAGAAGGUCAUCAUGCUGUUUUUUCUUGGUAUCUGGACUAAUUUCACCAGGAACGGCAGCCUAGAAUGGAUGAUCACUGUCUUCUCCUUGUCUACCCUCCCAAACACGCUGGUUAUGGGAAUUCCACUUCUAAUCGCCAUGUACGGAAAAUAUUCCGGGAGCCUGAUGGUUCAGAUAGUUGUGCUGCAGUGUAUCAUCUGGUACACUCUCCUCCUCUUUCUCUUCGAGUACAGAGGAGCAAAGAUGUUGAUCAUGGAACAGUUUCCGGAGACAGCAGCAUCAAUUGUCUCCUUCAAGGUGGAUUCCGAUGUUGUAUCGCUCGACGGGCGGGACUUCUUGGAAACCGAUGCUGAGAUUGGCGACGACGGGAAGCUACAUGUCACAGUUAGGAAAUCAAACGCGUCAAGGCGGUCUCUGGGGCCGUGUUCGCUCUCUGCAUUUUCUCCUCGUCCGUCGAAUCUCACGGGAGCGGAGAUUUACAGCUUGAGUUCGUCUAGAAAUCCGACACCGAGAGGUUCGAAUUUCAACAAUUCAGACUUCUACUCAAUGAUGAACGUACAAGGAUUCCCUGGCAGGCAAUCCAAUCUCGGAGCGGCGGACGUGUACUCCGUCCAGUCAUCUAGAGGACCGACGCCGAGACAGUCCAAUUUCGAAGAAACCCCAAUGGCUACAAUAACUUCACCUCGCUUCGGCUUUUACCCGGCACAGACGGUACCCACAAAUUACCCAGCCCCGAACCCGGAAUUCGCUUGUGCAGUCAGUAAAAACACUAAAAACCAGCAGCAGCCGCCGGCGCAGCAAAAUAUCAAAGCAAACCAUGACGCUAAAGAGCUUCACAUGUUUGUUUGGAGCUCAAGUGCGUCUCCAGUAUCGGAGGGAGCUGGCGGGCUCCACGUAUUCGGUGGUCCUGAUUUCGGAGCCUCCGAGCAAUCUGGACGGUCCGAUCAGGGCGCCAAGGAGAUCAGGAUGUUGGUCGCUGAUCAUCCACCAAACGGGGAAACUAAGGCUAUCCCUGCAAAUGGAGAAUUUGUUGGUGAGGGCUUGAGCUUUGCUGGAAAAGGAGGAGAUGGGGAAGACGACAGGGAGAAAAUGGGACCCACUGGACUCAAUAAACUGGGGUCCAGCUCAACUGCAGAGCUGCAUCCAAAAGUCGACGGAGCACAAGAAUCUGGUGCCGUGAAACAAAUGCCUCCGGCGAAUGUGAUGACUCGUCUGAUCCUAAUCAUGGUUUGGCGCAAACUAAUCCGCAAUCCAAACACGUACUCUAGCCUCAUCGGCCUUGUUUGGUCCUUGAUUUGUUUCCGGUGGCAUGUAUCUAUGCCUAAAAUAAUAGAUAAUUCAAUCUCCAUACUGUCCGAUGCCGGGCUUGGAAUGGCUAUGUUCAGCUUAGGUAUUUUCAUGGCUUUACAGCCCAAAAUGAUCGCCUGUGGGAACACGGUCGCUGUUUUCGCCAUGGCAGUCCGAUUCCUCACUGGGCCCGCCGUGAUGGCUGUGGCUUCAGUUGCAGUUGGGUUGCGCGGUGACCUCCUACGUAUAGCAAUUGUGCAGGCUGCACUCCCACAAGGAAUUGUUCCAUUUGUGUUCGCGAAAGAAUACAAUGUUCACCCAGCCAUCCUUAACACUGCGGUAAUAUUUGGGAUGUUAAUAGCGUUGCCAAUUACUCUAGUUUACUACAUAGCACUUGGAGUGUAAAAGCAGAAUGCCUGGAAAAUGGAGGGGAAGAAAGAUUCAAUCAAUGUUUAUAGUAUUUGGAUUGCAUGAGUACUGACCGCACCGAAUUAUGUCUAUUGUAAACAUGAGGAUUUCCCGGGAGAGGAUUUUAAGUUCCAGAUUUCUUGGAGCCCUGACGUGAGGAUCAUGCAUGCCCCCAUUAGAAGAAGACAUAGUCUACUCAAUUUUUAAACAAUCGAAGGUCCUUUAAGGCCUAAAAUGGGAGACCAUAAGGAGGAAAACAAGGGAAGAUUAACAAACAAACUCAAUUCCCUUUAUAAAAUGGAGGAUGGAAGUCAAAGACAAUGGAGAGGCCAUUAAUUAAUCAAUUGAAGAUGGAGAUCAAGAAAGGGAGACUGGGUUUUCUUAAGCAGUGUACUUUUUUUUCCCCUUCUAAAAUAUCCUUUUUGAUGUUAUUUAGUGUUGGUUUUGAUUGUCCGUAAUCCAGCAAUUAUUUGCGUCUGUGGUCUUUCUUUCUUUUUGAUUUUGUAAUCAUGAGGGAAAAAAGGGGGAUCAUUAGUGAGCCA
Molecule: messenger RNA, 2762 nt
Organism: Tripterygium wilfordii
Lineage: Eukaryota; Viridiplantae; Streptophyta; Magnoliopsida; Celastrales; Celastraceae
Product: auxin efflux carrier component 7-like
Exons: 6
Coding region: 295-2217 (640 amino acids)
Biological process (GO): auxin export across the plasma membrane; auxin polar transport
Cellular component (GO): endoplasmic reticulum; plasma membrane
Molecular function (GO): auxin efflux transmembrane transporter activity
Source: RefSeq, a predicted model, not a curated record